Boleophthalmus pectinirostris (great blue-spotted mudskipper) is the source of this 2702-nucleotide messenger RNA. Its product is annotated as coiled-coil domain-containing protein 81. The transcript is spliced from 16 exons. The coding region runs from base 173 to 2185 and encodes 670 amino acids. Lineage: Eukaryota; Metazoa; Chordata; Actinopteri; Gobiiformes; Gobiidae. The record is from RefSeq and is a predicted model, not a curated record. Gene Ontology annotation, cellular component: centrosome.
UCGCAGGAUCUUGAAACAAAUAGACCAUGACAUGUUUGGGCAACUAUGUGAACGUCUCCAUCAUACUCUUCCAGUCUUACCUAUAUUUUCUUUGCUUAUAUUGAUAUUAUAUUGAUUUUCUGCUAAACAUAUACAUGGAAAGCUUAAUGAUGAUGAUUUAAAUCAUUAUUUUAUGAUGUCUCGUGUCUUUGAUCCGUUGGCACGCGGCUGUGUGCACGCGCUCACAGCAGGGGUACAGGAUCACCGGGGCAACGGCGCCGCGACAACCGAGACCCAAAGACCGGAUUUACCUCUCUGCCAAAACCAGUGCAACAAAAUGAUUGAUAUCCUACGGCUGGCGACAGGAGCGGACACGCGCACUUUAUCUACUCUCUCUGAGCUCUCAGCAAACGACAUUGAAAAUAUCUGGGCUGAUGUUUCUGCUUACAUUGAAAGUCAGAUGGCAUUAUUAAAGGGCGUCCAUGUGGAUGGAUUGGGGACCUUCACCUUUUCCCAGCAGAAGCUCGACCUGGGACUCCAGUCCACCACUAUCUAUAGACCCAUCUUCAUCUUGUCUGGGAAACUUGUCCAUUCACUGGGUUUAAAACAAGCCAGACCCUUGGCUGUUGCUACCCACCUGCCUGUAGUGCCUCUAAACUUCACGACUUUGGCCAAAGAGACAGCGUUCAGUCGCGACCAUGUGGCGAGCUGUAUCAGAGAAGUUCUCCUGCUCCUCGUCAGGACUUUAGCAUCACAACAGAACGUGUUGUUACCAUUCGGGGGAAUUGGAGUUCUCUCCUUUAAAAACAACAAGGUACAAAUGAAGUUCAGUAAAGAAUACAUAAAUGCUAUGGACGCGACUGGGAACCUUCACUUAGCUUUCAAAAAAAGACCAGGGAGCAGUGCGUCUUUAACCUCUGUUGGAUCCAAGUUUCAAAAAACACAAACUGUGAACUUCAGGACUCUACCCACAGUUCACUCCCCAGAGCCUGAUGCCCAACCAUCAGACCAUGACGGACCACCUGAGCAGUCUGAUGAUCCAGACAUUUCCCAACAGUUAGAGCAGAAAUCCCACUGGACUCCACAGCCUGCCAAGACAAGAGAAGUGGACCCAGCACUUUCUGUGGAGAGACACAAUCACAGGCCCCUUACCUCACCAGCGGAGACUCUUCCCAAAAUGUCUACCCCUCGUGUGAACUGCUCAGGACACACCCGAGCUGGACAGGAGCUGUGUUACGUGUGCAUGCAGAGAGCCCACAGGAAUGUGCCAGUGUUUGUGAGUGAGCAGCAUGAGGCAGAGGAGAGGAGCCAAGAGCAGGAGCUGCUGCUCAGGGCACUGCACCAGGACAGACUCUUCUAUGAAAGAGAGCAGGCUAAACUUGCAGAUCAGCGUGAAUAUGCCAGAGGUGUUGCAUCUUUUAAUCUGAGAAUGUUGGCAAAGAGAGACAGGGCGUCCUCCCCUCAGUGCCCUAGCUCUUUUAUCUUUCCGUCUCGGCCUGUGACUCCUGCUCCAAAGUUCAAACAGCACCAAUACAUGAACGAGCUACAAACCCAGAUCAAACAAAAACAACAACACGAGACAGAGAAAAAACUCCACUGUGUGAAGUCCGAAUGUCUGGAGCAGGCAAAACUACUGCAAGAGUUGGCUUCAGUGAAGGCUCAGCAGCUCAAACAGAAACAAGAGAUGACAGCACGUUACAAGAAAGCUUUGGACUUUCAGGUUGGGGACAAAAAGGGCACUGGAUUUCCUGUUUGUCUGCCCGACUACUUCCACUUCACACGCGGUGAAAAUCCUGACAGUAUCAUCGAGAGCCGCAAACAAGCUAAAGAGCUUUUUCAGGCAAAUUUCAGCACUGCUGCUCAAAGAAAGCACAACAGACUUCAAGAGCAUCAAGCACAGGUGGAGAAGGAGCGAGAAAUCCUCAAACAAAAUCGAAUUGGUUUGAUUCAGGAUCGCGUGAAUCACUUUGAAAAGAAGCAGGACUUGAGCAGAUCUCUGUUGAACGACUGGAGCCAAAGUGUGAAGCUAAAACAACAGCGAGAGGAAGAGGAAAGGUGCUUUCUGAGAUCGGCUGGUCAGCUGCUGGUGGACAAACUGGUGGAGUACAGGCGCUGUGCCCAGUGCAAGAGAAGGACCUCCAACUGUGGACAGAGCAACAUUUGGAGAGACUCUCACUACCUCUCUGGCUCGCAGUUCAUAAUUUAAAAACAAAAUCCACUGAUACAAGAAAUAUGUUUCAUCUGCAGUUCAAGAGUUAUUUGAUCUCUGUUUUAUUGUUGUUUCCUCAGAAACAUAACUGGUGUUGUGUUUUGUUUCAUACACACAUGUUUAGCACACAAAUCCUGCAUACUUAAGCUGGAUUCUUCUGUCAAACACAGAACACUUUAUUCCACAUUGUGAUGCCAUGUGAUAAGACAGAAAGUGCUCCCCUGUGUUUUUACACUCCAGACACCUUCACUGGAAUAACUUUGAAUUAGAAUUUUCAUUUCUCAUCAUCUCCACUGAACUACAGCUGUUAACUUGGAAACUACUGUUUCAUAAUGGAGAUGUAGGAAGUGUAAACAGACUAAUAAUGCAGGAUUACUCAAACGUGUGAAUGAAAAAAACACAACUCCAGAUGUUUUUGAUGAGGUUACAACAUUCUAGCAUUGCUUAAAGCUCACAAGAGUUAAUUUUGUGUAAUAUAGAAUCAAUCGAAUAAAUGACAAGUUGAGUCAAUAAA